UCUGAACGUUACGCUUCUUCUCUCUUUCUCUCUCCAAAAACCCCUUUUAAGAAAGGGAAAAUGGUGAAUAAAAAAUGCGCUCAAAAUUCAAGGUGGGCCUGUUGAAAUUUUCGUUUUCUAGAGAGAGAAAGGGAGAGAGAGAGAGAGAGAGACUGGUGUAUUUUAUAAUACUACUGUUCUUCAACACAGCACAUACGGUCGAAAAGUCAAAAAAAAAAAAGGAGAAGAGAGAGAUUGUAUUUAUCUUGAAGAAGCUUCACGGGUUAGGGUUUUUUCGAGCAGUUUUAUCGACUUCAGCUUCUGGGUUCAGCUCAGUUUCUGGAAAUUCCAGUGUUUUGGAGCUCCUUUUCUUCAUCAACGUCGUCUUGGGUUUGUGCGUUUUUGAAUUCCAUUUUGUUGGAGAUGAUGGUGAUUCAUGGGUAGUAGAGGAGUGAAAGUUGGUGCAAAUGAUGGUAACAAAGUUGUGAACGAGAUCAUGCCGAGCUACGUUCCUCCAAUAUCAGCUCCAAAUCCAAUUGGCACAGAAGGUAGCAGUAUCCGCUCUUCUCGAAUUUUAGAUUUUGGAACUCUUGAGCAAUCGCUUGGAUUUCGCAUAGAGGAUGCUGUUGACAUCACCAGAAAUUCUCUAUUCAAUCAAAUUAAAUCAAGCGGUCAGGCAUUGGGUAAUGAUGUCCAAUUUGGCGGGCUAAAUAAGUCACUCGGGCCCUCAGAUGUAAAAAUGUCAUCUUUUGUGGGGUCUCAGACGGUAUCAUUACCAAAAGAUUCGCAAACAAAAGUAGCAUCAGUAUCUGGCUGUAUUCGUGAGAACUGGGGCGAGUCCAGUAUGGCAGAUGCAAGCCCUAGGACUGACACGUCAACAGAUGACACGGAUGAGAAGAACCAAGGGCUUGAAAGGAAUCAAUUGGCUGUUGUUGCAGCUUCUGAUUCGAGUGACAAAUCAAAAGAAAAAGCAGGGGACCAAAAGACUCUACGCCGGCUUGCCCAAAAUCGUGAAGCUGCUAGGAAAAGCCGAUUACGGAAAAAAGCAUAUGUACAACAGCUUGAGAGUAGCCGGCUGAAACUAACCCAGCUGGAGCAAGAACUCCAGCGUGCCCGCCAACAGGGCAUAUUUAUUUCUAGCUCAGGAGACCAAUCACAUUCCAUGAGUGGAAAUGGUGCCUUGGCGUUUGAUGUGGAAUAUGCUCGUUGGCUAGAGGAGCACAAUAGGCAGAUUAAUGAGUUGAGGGCUGCAGUCAAUUCGCACGCUGGAGACACUGAGCUUCGUACAAUCGUUGACAAUGUUACAGCACAUUUUGAUGACAUAUUUAGGCUGAAGGGCAUUGCAGCAAAAGCUGAUGUUUUCCACAUUCUUUCCGGAAUGUGGAAGACACCAGCAGAACGGUGUUUCAUGUGGAUUGGUGGCUUCCGCUCAUCUGAGCUUCUGAAGCUACUCGUGAAUCAAUUGGAGCCCUUAACUGAGCAGCAGUUGGUGGGCAUCUGCAACUUGCAGCAAUCAUCGCAGCAAGCUGAAGACGCUCUGUCACAAGGAAUGGAGGCAUUGCAGCAAUCUCUGGCAGAAACCCUGGCGAGCGGCUCGCCUGGACCAUCAGGAUCAUCAGGGAAUGUAGCAAACUAUAUGGGUCAAAUGGCAAUGGCCAUGGGAAAGCUAGGAACUCUUGAGGGUUUCCUUCGCCAGGCUGAUAAUUUGCGCCAACAAACGCUACAACAAAUGCAUCGCAUAUUGACAACCCGACAAUCAGCCCGUGCCCUGCUUGCAAUAAAUGAUUAUUUCUCCCGUCUUCGAGCCCUUAGUUCUCUUUGGCUUGCCCGGCCACGGGAGUGAAAAGCACUCUUUUUCUUGCUUGUGAAGUUAUUUCGAAGACAGACUCUACCCCCUUACUGAAUGGUCACUAUAAUCCCGAAUCACACAACAAUCCAAGUAUAUGAUCAGAUGAUAUUGCAAUUGGUGUACCGUUGUGCGCAGUAAACAAGGUAAAUAGUUCUUGUGGCUUUCAGACAUGUUCACCUGGAUAUGUUGUAUUUCUUAGGUUUAAAAGAAUAGUACCAAUAAUCUGAUUGUGUUAGUUAUUUAAAUAGAACUGAGGGAGGAAAAUAGAUUAGUGUUGUAUUGUAGGUUACAGCUGUCAAUUUGUAUACCAGAAAUCAGACUCUUAUCAGAGUGAAAUGCUUGAAUAUUUCCUUGAGAAAAACGUGUAAAUAUUUUCUUUCUUAUCAAUGUUAUUGACCUACUGUUUUACAA
Morus notabilis is the source of this 2239-nucleotide messenger RNA. RefSeq names its product transcription factor HBP-1b(c38). Gene Ontology annotation, biological process: DNA-templated transcription; regulation of DNA-templated transcription. Gene Ontology annotation, molecular function: DNA-binding transcription factor activity; sequence-specific DNA binding. Bases 416 to 1822 code for a protein of 468 amino acids. Lineage: Eukaryota; Viridiplantae; Streptophyta; Magnoliopsida; Rosales; Moraceae. The record is from RefSeq and is a predicted model, not a curated record. The transcript has 12 exons.